Messenger RNA from Musca domestica (house fly), 612 nucleotides. RefSeq lists its product as uncharacterized. The transcript is spliced from 3 exons. The record is from RefSeq and is a predicted model, not a curated record. The coding region runs from base 31 to 612 and encodes 193 amino acids. Lineage: Eukaryota; Metazoa; Arthropoda; Insecta; Diptera; Muscidae.
GUUGAUUGAGAAUAGCUGAAAGUUAAGAUAAUGAAAAUAGUUUGUGGGAUAGCGGUAGCAGUUGGCCUGGUAACUGUCUUAACGCCUUUAAAGGCAAAGGCAGGCUUAGUUCCCAUGAAGCAAACAUGGACCUAUGAGCUGAAAUCAAUCGAAACUCAUUCGGAUAAUCCAGAUCUAAUGAGUUUUGAGGAUUUUAAAGUGGAGCGCAUAAGUCGAGGCGUGUAUGCGGCCAGUGGAAGUUUUACGGUGAAUUACGAUGUGGAAGAGGGAGAUGAUACUGAGAUCGAAUUCCUUUCAUAUCGUAGUGAAAACGGUGUCAAGGAAUACAAACCCUUACCUUUUAGGGUGCAACGUCAACAUCUCUAUCGAUAUUUUGACAAUCUGUAUAAAGUCGUCAUGGGCACCCUGAAGGAAUGUUCCAAUAUGCCGGCAUAUGAGGAUAAAUUUGAACCACCAUUCGAAAAGAAGACCUAUGUUUUGGAUAAAUGCCAAUUUAAUCAGGAAGAAUUUCCCCAACAUUUACAGGAAGGAUUUUACAAGGUCAUUGUUAAUGGUUAUGGUGCCGCCACUUGGAAUAUGGUCUUUGUAGCGGAAAUAAUAAGUGAUGUGUAA